UCCACAAGAUGGCAGCGUCUGAAGACGAGUUGUUUCUGCCGCGGCUUCCGGAGCUGUUAGAAACCAGCAAGAAACUUCUGGAGGACGUGGAAGUAGCAACUGAACCCACCGGCUCCCGAACAAUCCAGGAUAAGGUGUCCAAAGGACUAGAACUCCUUGAGAAGGCCGCUGGAAUGUUAUCGCAGCUUGAUUUGUUCAGCCGAAAUGAAGAUUUGGAAGAGAUUGCUUCCACCGACCUGAAGUACCUGAUGGUGCCAGCGCUGCAAGGAGCUCUCACCAUGAAACAAGUCACCAGCAAGCGUCUAGAUCAUUUGCAGCGGGCUCGAGAACACUUCAUAAAUUUCUUAACUCAGUGUCAUUGCUAUCAUGUGGCAGAGUUUCAGCUACCCCAAACCAAGAAUAACUCAGCUGAAAAUAAUACUGCUAGCUCCUCCAUGGCCUAUCCAAAUCUCGUUGCUAUGGCAUCUCAAAGACAGGCUAAAAUAGAGAGAUACAAGCAGAAGAAGGAGAUGGAGCAUAGGUUGUCUGCACUGAAAUCUGCUGUGGAAAGUGGUCAAGCAGAUGAGGAGCGUGUUCGUGAAUAUUACCUCCUUCACCUACGGAGGUGGAUUGGUAUCAGCUUAGAAGAGGUUGAGAGCAUUGACCAGGAAAUAAAGAUCCUGAAAGAAAAAGAUUCUCCAAGAGAGGAAUCAGCUUGUCACUCAUCUCUUCCAGAGAAGCCUCCAAUGAAACCCUUCAUCCUCACUCGGAACAAGGCUCAAGCCAAAGUAUUUGGAACUGGUUAUCCAAGCCUGGCAACUAUGACGGUGAGUGACUGGUAUGAACAACAUCAGAAAUACGGAGCAUUACCAGAUCGGGGAAUAGCCAAGCCGACAUCAGCUGAUUUCCAAAGAGCAGCUCAGCAGCAGGAAGAUCAAGAGCAAAAGGAUGAAGAGAAUGAGGAGAAAGCCUUGCACAGGAUGCGAGAGUGGGAUGACUGGAAGGACACCCAUCCCAGGGGCUAUGGCAACCGACAGAACAUGGGCUAGUCGUUCCAGAAGGCCAAAGGACAACGUGGUGCACACCUUCACACCGAGGACAACUUCAGGAGGGUGCAGUGAGGGCAGCCAUGCAGAGUCUUGCAUUGCAUUUGAUAGUGUCAGAUAAUUGCUUGUACCCUAGGUCAUGACCAGUGAAUUUUUGUUUGGUUUUAUUAACCUCAUCAUGGUGUAUUCUGAUUUCUUAAGUGGUCAGAAAAGAGCACCAAGAAAUGGAUCUAUAUAACCAACGAUAGUAUAAAUUGAUUCUCUUAAAAAAAUAAUAAAAUAAGACCCCCUCUAUUAUGUGGGCCUAUGUACAAA
This is a messenger RNA of Arvicanthis niloticus (Nile rat), 1340 nucleotides long. RefSeq names its product immunoglobulin binding protein 1 (gene Igbp1). Gene Ontology annotation, cellular component: cytosol. NCBI's taxonomy places the organism in Eukaryota, Metazoa, Chordata, Mammalia, Rodentia, Muridae. Gene Ontology annotation, molecular function: protein phosphatase 2A binding. The record is from RefSeq and is a predicted model, not a curated record. Gene Ontology annotation, biological process: regulation of signal transduction; regulation of dephosphorylation.